UUGCAAUGUCUGUGUGAUAACAUUCUGCUAGUACUUGCUGGCUCCUCCUACGCGAUUCGGUGGGUAGGGUUGCCAGGAGGGCUUGCUUUAGCAUUUUGUUUAGUGGUUUAUUUUUCAUAUAGACAGCGGCGAAAAAAACAACAACUAUGUUUACUCUUUCAGAGUUGUUGGUGUGUUUAGCUAUAUUAUCCGCCACAGCGUCAGGUUACUUCGUCAGCAUAGACGCUCAUGCCGAAGAGUGCUUCUUUGAACGAGUCAACUCUGGUACCAAGAUGGGCCUCAUGUUUGAGGUGGCCGAAGGAGGUUUCCUUGAUAUCGAUGUGGAGAUCACAGGUCCAGAUGGGAAACAGAUUUAUAAAGGAGACAGGGAAUCCAGUGGGAAGUACUCUGUGGCAGCUCAUAUGGAUGGCACAUACAAAUUCUGCUUCAGUAAUAAAAUGUCGACCAUGACACCCAAGAUUGUCAUGUUUACCAUUGACAUUGGGGAGGCCCCCAAGGGAGAUGGUAUGGAGACAGAAGGUGGAGGGGACACCUGGGACGCCCACCAGAACAAAUUGGAGGAGAUGAUUAAUGAGCUAGCAGUUGCCAUGACAGCAGUAAAACACGAGCAGGAAUACAUGGAGGUCCGAGAGAGGAUACACAGAGCAAUUAAUGACAACACAAACAGCCGAGUAGUACUUUGGUCCUUCUUCGAAGCACUUGUGCUGGUAGCCAUGACCCUUGGACAGAUCUACUACCUGAAGAGAUUUUUUGAAGUGCGGAGAGUUGUGUAAAAACAGGCUUUUUAACAUUUUUAAACGGAAGUGCUUCACUUGAACUCUUAGCUGCACCAUACUUCAAUAUUGGAAAUCAAACAACUUCUGAAAAGCCUAGCCCUUGCCCAUUCUCCUUUCUCUAGUUUUUCCUCUUCAUGUACUCCAAGCCAUGGUAUGUUCUUUCAAUGAAAACUGUCUUUGCAUUGACGCCUCACAGUUCAACAUUAGUAGUACUUAAGAGUGUAUUUUUAAUUAUGAUUCUGAGUUUGAGUAUUUGCACAUUCAAAGUCACUGCCCUAAAAUGUCAGAUGCCACAAGGAGCUUUUAUCCUUAUGCUACUUCAUAACCAAGUGGGAUGUGGAAGAUUAUCAGUUGAAAAUACCAAUUAGAUGCCAUUACAAACUUUCAAAUGCUGAUUGGAUAACCAACAAUCUUUGUCAACUAUAUGCAAAAAUACUGCUAUCAAACAAAUACACUUGUAGUGUUAAAACAUUUUGUAGUUGCAUUUUACUGCAGAGUAAGCUUUUAUGGAGGUCAUUUUUUCAGUUGACAACAUCAGUGUGGGAGAAGUCAGAGCUCAGGGAUAAUAGAUGAGUUUCACACUAGUAACAACCAGUUGUUGAGCUAUUGAAGUGGACAUUCCCAUCAUACGGUGUGAAUACCCACUUACUACUUGGUCACAGGCACUUCAUUAAGAAAAGCAGUAGGUUGGGGACACAGGAAGUUGAGCAUUUUACAUUUCUGACAUUUUGUUUAUUUAGUUUUUUAGGCUACUGUUAAGCUUGCACUAGAAGACAUUUAUUGAGGGAUUUUGUUGUUGUACAAACAUGUUUUUAACACCUGUGCCAAUCAGCCACAGUAUGCACAAUGCAUAUUGAAUGAAGAAAAACUAAUGGCGUAAGGUGUACUGUUUGUAUUUGAAUACUGAGUCUACAUUUCGAGUAAGGAGGAGUACAAGAAAAGCCUUGGUGUGGAAUCUGAUCAAUUGUUGACAGUUUGAUGUAGAUGCUUGAGCAUUUCUAUUGUACCAGUCAAUAUAAAUGUAUCAAAUGGACAAUUUUAUACAGCUUUUUUUCUUGGUUUCUUGGUAUUUAUGUUUUGUUUUAUUAUGGGUAAAUCAAGGGGAACAAUAUUUACGAAGAUUGGGUGAAUAACUAUGGAGCCAACCCAACCGAGACAUUGACCUUAGACAAUGUCUAGAGGAAUGAAAUUAAGCUGUGGAUCAACAACCUACAAAUGAAAUUCUGUUCAUAAAAAUAAAGUUUCAUUUUUCUCUUCAUUUUGA
Molecule: messenger RNA, 2040 nt
Organism: Esox lucius (northern pike)
Lineage: Eukaryota; Metazoa; Chordata; Actinopteri; Esociformes; Esocidae
Product: transmembrane emp24 domain-containing protein 2
Exons: 5
Coding region: 147-773 (208 amino acids)
Biological process (GO): intracellular protein transport; Golgi organization; endoplasmic reticulum to Golgi vesicle-mediated transport
Cellular component (GO): Golgi apparatus; endoplasmic reticulum; endoplasmic reticulum-Golgi intermediate compartment
Source: RefSeq, a predicted model, not a curated record